Messenger RNA from Melospiza melodia melodia, 633 nucleotides. RefSeq names its product harmonin-like. Lineage: Eukaryota; Metazoa; Chordata; Aves; Passeriformes; Passerellidae. The record is from RefSeq and is a predicted model, not a curated record. The transcript is spliced from 2 exons. Bases 135 to 491 code for a protein of 118 amino acids.
CAAAGCUUUCCUGUGGAGGAGCAGUUGGCCUGAGCGGUGUCCUAGGGCUGCCCGUUCUUUGGAAGUUUUGAGGCAGGUUUCUGUUGUGUCACCUGUAGCUGGCGAGCGGCCGUCCCUCUCCCCCGGCCACCUCGAUGCGGCGCUUUGCCGGGGGCCUGCAGCUGCACACCACGGACCUCGAUGACAUCAACUUAGACGAAGUUGACAAACCCAAACAGCGUGCGCCGCCACCGCCUCCGCCACCACCGCCGCCCCCCACUGUAACCCCAGCACUGCCAGCUCAUCCACCUCCUGCCUCAAAUGCCCCACGAGGCCCGGCCCUGUUGGUAACACCAGCUUCCCAGCAACUUGCUCCAAGUCCACCUACCCAGCGUCAUCCAGGGGUACCAAUAGUCUCUAAACCAGUUAUGCUGCAUCCUGACCCAAACUUCGUGGUCAGGCCAACAAUCAAAUCAGAGGCCCUGGUAAGCCUUUUAUUAUCCUUUUUCUGAGUGCUUCAGUACUGUGGGGGUUUGGUUUUGAUAUUGUUCUUUGAGAUGUCCUCAAAGAAUUAAUCUUUGUCUCAUUUCCUUAUGAAACAAAGAUUGAUUUGUCUCAUUUCCUCAUUCCUAACUAAAAUUCCUGUAUAUUUUC